AUGCAGCAUAACACGUCAUUAUAUGACUCUUUAAACGUUACCACUACUGCAUCGACAUCGGAAAUCAAAAAAGCCUACAGAAACGCUGCAUUGAAGUACCAUCCUGAUAAAAAUAAUCACACUGAAGAAUCCAAGCGGAAGUUUCAGGAGAUAUGUCAGGCAUACGAAGUCCUCAAAGACAAUCAUUUAAGAUCUCUUUAUGACCAGUACGGUACCACGGACGAAGUGCUUAUCCAAGAACAGCACCAGGCACAGGCGCAAGCACAAGCUCAAGCUCAAGCGCAGGCGCGACAGCAGCAGCAGCAGCAACAAGCCAGCGUAUUCAAUUCAUCCGCAGGCUUUGACACGGGAGGAGUGACUUUUCCGGACCUGUCUCCAGGUAAUCUUUUUGCGCAGUUCUUCAAUAGCUCUGCCAGCGCCUCCUCCAAUGGUUCUAAAAAUAACUUCAGCUUCAGCCUUAAUGGCAGCUCUACGCCCAACUUCCCAUUCGGCAACGGCGGAGGCAUGAGUAAUUUGCAAUCUCCACCAUCGAAAUACGGUUCCGAUGAUGAUGGACAUCAUUUACAUAGAGGUCCCGAUAUCAAACACACUUUGAAAUGCACAUUACGGGAACUCUACAUGGGAAAAACUGCAAAAUUGGGCCUGAACAGAACAAGAAUUUGUCACGUCUGUGAAGGACAUGGAGGCUUGCAGAAAUGCACGUGUAAAACAUGUAAGGGCCAGGGUGUUCAAACGCAAACCAAGCGUAUGGGGCCUUUGGUACAAAGUUGGUCACAAACAUGUGCUGAUUGUGGAGGUGCCGGUGUAUUUAUUAGGAACAAAGAUAUCUGCCAACAAUGCCAGGGCCUUGGUUUCAUCAAGCAAAGGAAAAUUCUACAAGUCACUGUUCAGCCAGGUACAAGUCACAACCAGCUCAUAGUGCUGACAGGUGAAGGUGACGAAAUUAUUAGCAAAGGAGGCGGUCAUGAAAAAGUCAUACCGGGUGAUGUUGUCAUUACCAUAUUAAGACUAAAGGAUCCUAAAUUCYAAGUCACUGAUAACUGCAACCUAAUCUACAAGAAAUGUAAAGUCGACUUGAUGAUCAGUUUAUGCGGAGGUAUCGUUUACAUCGAGGGACAUCCUAGUGGUAAAUUAAUCAAGCUCGAUAUCAUACCUGGUGAAGUACUUAAGCCCAAUUGCUUCAAGACUGUCGAAGGAAUGGGUAUGCCUAAGUUUAUUAAUGGAGUUCGAAGUGGAUUCGGUCAUCUGUACGUCAAAUUUGAUGUGGGCUAUCCGGAGAGACUGGAGCCUGAAAAUGCCUUGAAAUUACAGAAAAUUCUGGCCCAAGAUAAAUACAUUCAGGCUGAACAACAAGCCUCAGAAACCACGGAUGCUGACUGCUAUUGCGAUUUGGAAAAAUCCUACCACGCUGUAGAAGAACACGUCCUAAGCAGUUUUGAGGCCCCCGAUAUGAGUAAUGAAGUUAUUGAAAACGAUGACCUUGACGAUCUGAAUCAUGAGAAAGAUACUCGUAAAAGAAAUAAUCACCGAUUCGAAGAAAGCGCUAAUAAUAAUGAAACGAAACGAAAUAAAUAUUCCUCUCCUGCCUCCGGUUUCUAUGACCAUGACAUCAAUGGAUAUUGA
This is a messenger RNA of Saccharomyces eubayanus, 1623 nucleotides long. RefSeq names its product Apj1p (gene APJ1). Gene Ontology annotation, cellular component: nucleus; cytoplasm; cytosol. The transcript has a single exon. Gene Ontology annotation, biological process: protein refolding. Bases 1 to 1623 code for a protein of 540 amino acids. NCBI's taxonomy places the organism in Eukaryota, Fungi, Ascomycota, Saccharomycetes, Saccharomycetales, Saccharomycetaceae. Gene Ontology annotation, molecular function: Hsp70 protein binding. The record is from RefSeq and is a predicted model, not a curated record.